AUGCUGACCGGAGCUGUUCUUGGCCCUGAAGCUAUCCAAACAUCACCCAAUAAGCAAGUUUCCGAGGAACUGGACAGAAUUACUAUGAGGCUUCGACUCGAUAUCGGCUGUUUUGUUCUCAUUUACUUUCGGACAACCUACAGCCGCGUUGUUAUUGGGACGCGUAGAGCGCGUAACCUAAAAAUGUCCGGAAAAGACGCCAAGGACCAAAAGAAUAUAAAGACCUUAAUAUCCGUCCUAAAUGAGAAAGUUGAGGAUGUGAAAGCAAAAUUAACACUUCUCGAGGGUGACAGGAAAGCGUACUAUGAAAGCGCUUUGCAAGCACUAACGGACGGAAAGAAAAAAAUCGUCGAGAUGAGACUUGAAAAUAACACUCUAAGAACCGUUCUUCGGGACAAACUGGCUGUAAUAUUUUCUUUUUGCUGA
This is a messenger RNA of Dibothriocephalus latus, 426 nucleotides long. Lineage: Eukaryota; Metazoa; Platyhelminthes; Cestoda; Diphyllobothriidea; Diphyllobothriidae. The record is from the annotation of a GenBank genome assembly.